GAGCCUGCAGUGAAUCAAGUGCACAUCACCGUGACCGAACACACUUACCGGGGAUACACAGCAUGACCGGCACCGGCAGCACGGUACGAUGGCGGCGGGCGGUAUUUGUCCAGUCCUGCGUUCUGCUCGCCUAUAUCCUAAUUACCGUAAACGGGGUACCUAUAGACAAAGACAAGACCAAAGCGACGAAGGAGCCCGCCGCGGAGGACCAGGAGCCUCAAAACACAGACACUGGAUUAUAUUAUGACCGAUAUCUCAGGGAGGUGGUGGAAGUUCUGGAAACGGACCCGCAUUUUAGGGAGAAGAUCCAGUCGGCUGAUAUUGAAGAUAUCAAGAGUGGAAAGAUCAGCAAGGAGCUGGACUUGGUGAGUCACCACAUCCGAACCAAACUGGACGAACUCAAGAGGCAGGAGGUGGCAAGACUCCGCAUGCUCAUCCGGGCCAAGAUGGACGCCUCGGAAAAUACGGGUAUCGAUCACCGGGCGCUGCUCAAGCAGUUUGAUCAUCUUAACCACAACAACCCUCAUUCCUUUGAACCGAAGGACUUAGACUUGCUGAUCAGAGCCGCGACAAAGGAUUUAGAGAAUUACGACAAAGAGCGCCACGAAGAGUUUAAAAGGUACGAAAUGAUGAAAGAGCACGAAAGGAGAGAGUAUCUGAGAACCCUCGACGAGGAGAAGAGAAAGCAGGAGGAAGCCAAGUACGAGGAGAUGAAGAAAAAACACAAGGAACACCCCAAAAUUAACCAUCCUGGGAGCAAAGACCAGCUGAAGGAAGUGUGGGAGGAAACAGAUGGACUCGACCCAUCCGACUUUGACCCCAAGACGUUUUUUAAGUUACACGACACCAACAGCGAUGGUUACAUCGACGAACAAGAACUAGAAGCGCUAUUUACAAAAGAGUUAGCGAAAGCUUACGAUCCCACAAAUGAAGAGGAUGACAUGAUAGAAAUGGAGGAAGAGAGGUUACGGAUGAGAGAGCACGUAAUGAACGAGGUUGAUAUUGACAAGGACCGGUUGAUCAACUUGGAAGAAUUCAUCCGAGCCACAGAGAAGAGGGAAUUUCUGGAGCCGGACGGCUGGGAGACGGUCGACGAACAGCCGAUUUACACCGAGGAGGAAUUAGAAGAAUUUGAAAACCAGAUUUCUCAGAAGGAGGCAGAGCUGAAGAGGCGAGCGGAGGAGCUGUACAGAGAGCGAGAGAACCUGCAGAAACAGCACGAGCACAUUCAGGCGCAGAAACAAGAGCUGCAGCAGGUCGUACAGCAAAUGGAACAGAAAAAAAUGCAGCAAUCCGUCCCCCCGUCCGUACCCGACGCCAGUCUCAAUUUCCAGCCAGCUGGUGCCCAAGCUGUCCAUUUGGGAUCUCAGCAAGUUGGAAAUCCUCAGCAUUUGCCUCCAGGACACCUACCAGAGCCUGGGGUAUCACAGAGCCAUCAAGUGCCCUAACUGCCCUACAGAUACUUCUUGCUUUGCUUCAAGAGACCGUUACGAUCAUGCUCAACGUCUACGACUACUCCGAGGAGCUGAUAUGACAUCAAAUCGCU
Messenger RNA from Spea bombifrons (plains spadefoot toad), 1546 nucleotides. RefSeq names its product nucleobindin 2 (gene NUCB2). The coding region runs from base 63 to 1448 and encodes 461 amino acids. The transcript is spliced from 13 exons. Gene Ontology annotation, cellular component: extracellular exosome; endoplasmic reticulum-Golgi intermediate compartment. Gene Ontology annotation, molecular function: calcium ion binding. Lineage: Eukaryota; Metazoa; Chordata; Amphibia; Anura; Pelobatidae. The record is from RefSeq and is a predicted model, not a curated record.